Rangifer tarandus platyrhynchus (Svalbard reindeer) is the source of this 552-nucleotide messenger RNA. NCBI's taxonomy places the organism in Eukaryota, Metazoa, Chordata, Mammalia, Artiodactyla, Cervidae. The record is from the annotation of a GenBank genome assembly.
AUGCGAGGCGAGCAGAGCAGAAGAGCGGCUCUGGGCUUGCAGGCGGGUGUGUGGCGGGUGGCCUGCAUGCCGCGUGCGUGUGCGGCCCACUCACAGGAGUCACAGCUGGCCCAGCACAGCCCCUGCAGAUCCGCCGCUUUACCCUUCGCGGGUUCAGCGCACCCCAGCCAAGUGCAAGCUUGGCUCUGUGGUGUGGACUGGGUGUCUGCUCUGAGGGCCAGCACAACAGCCCCCGAGAAGCAGGUAAAUAAAGAGCUGCUGCGGCUGUCCCUGGAAUUUGAAGACAUGCUCCCUCCUAGGACUGGAAAUUCUCAUGCCCUGGAAACCCCAGCAGGAGAACCCAAAGUGUUUCCCAAAGACAAACACCCCCAUUAUGCACGGGACUGGGCCUUGGCAGACACCUCCAGCCACGGCGGGCACUUUGGCAGCGGCCCCUCCACGGGGAGCGGACGGUCCCCCGGUCCCAUCCAUCCUCGGGGCCGGAUUGGGCGCCGCAUCACCAAGCACUCCUUCAGCCCCAGCGCUCCGUCAAAGCCUCCUUUCUCCAUUUAG